Molecule: messenger RNA, 3456 nt
Organism: Phalaenopsis equestris
Lineage: Eukaryota; Viridiplantae; Streptophyta; Magnoliopsida; Asparagales; Orchidaceae
Product: FT-interacting protein 1-like
Exons: 2
Coding region: 269-3175 (968 amino acids)
Source: RefSeq, a predicted model, not a curated record
UAUUUACAUAAAUACCAUACAAAUUCUAAUUUUUUUUUUAAAAGAAAAACAGAAAUAAGCGUCCUACUUUAUUCAAAGGCGCAACGCUUUAUUCCACCACCUCUCUUCCCGCCAUUUAAGCGGCAUCUUCCAGUCUUUCACCUUAUUCCCUUCCUCUUCCUCUGCCGCCGAUUAUGCGCCAUCCUUCAUCCUCCUCCGAAAUCGUUCACCACUUCUCUUCCUAAGGAUCGAAGAGAAAACAUCCAACGCAGCCGCCUCAGGGCGGAUAAUGAAGCUGGUAGUGGAGGUGUUGGAAGCACAAGAUUUGAUCCCUAAAGACGGCGAGGGCUCGGCCAACGCUUUCGUGGAGGUUGAUUUCGAUAACCAGCGCUCCCGCACUCUCGCUGUUUCAAAAACCCUGAACCCCAUCUGGAAGCAGAAAUUCUGCUUCACUCUCAGUAGCCUCGAAUCACUCCAAAAGCAGAGUAUCGAGGUCUCCGUCUACAACGAGCGCAAGUCCUUCCCCUACCGCAAUUUCCUUGGUCGAGUUCGAAUCCCCGGCUCUGGCGUUCUCCAAAUAGGCGAAGAAUCGGUUCAGCGUUUCCAGCUAGAGAAAAAGUGGUUCUUUUCGUACGUCCGAGGAGAGAUCUCUCUCAGAAUUUACAUUUCCCCUGAUCCGAAGACACCUCCGGUUGAAAUCGAAGCAGAGGAAGAGGGAGAGAUACGGAGUAAGAAGAGGGAGGAGGAGGUCAAGGAGGUUAAGAAGCUCGCGGCCACCCGACUUAUCAGCAAGCAUCAGACCUCCUCUCCAGCAGUUGUGCCGGUCGUCAUGCCGACGCUGUCAAUGUCAGUACCGGCGGAGGAGUACAAGCUAAAGGAGGCUAGGCUUAACCUUGGCGAACGGUGGCCGGCGGGGGACAAGCAAGUGAGCACCUACGAUCUUGUGGAGCAGAUGAACUACCUCUACGUCCGCGUUGUCAAAGCCAAGGACCUGCCGCCGAAUCCACUCACCGGCAGCGUCGACCCAUACGUCGAUGUGAAGCUCGGAAACUACCGCGGCACCACCAAGCACUUCGAGAAGAAAACCAACCCGGAGUGGAACCAGGUCUUCGCUUUCUCAAAGGAACGCAUCCAGUCCUCAGUGCUAGAGGUGUUCGUCCGCGACAAGGAGAUGGCGCGCGAUGAGUACAUGGGCAAAGUUUCCUUCGACCUCAACGAAGUCCCGACGAGGGUACCGCCGGACAGUCCCCUGGCGCCGCAAUGGUACCGGCUUGAAGAUCUCCGGCGACCUGGCGAAAACAAAGUCCGUGGAGAAAUCAUGCUUGCUGUGUGGAUGGGAACCCAAGCCGACGAAGCAUUCCCUGAGGCAUGGCAUGCCGACGCAGCCGCAGUUCAAGGCGAGGGAGUCUUCAGCGUCCGGUCCAAGGUGUACGUCUCACCCAAGCUCUGGUACAUCCGCGUCACUAUCAUCGAGGCUCAGGACAUCGUCCCCGUCGACGCCAGCCGAGCUCCAGAGAUCACCACCAAGGCCCAGCUCGGUAACCAAAUUCUCAAAACGCGGGUAUCGCCGAGCAAGAACCUGAGUCCCGUGUGGAACGAGGACAUGGUUUUUGUUGCCGCGGAACCGUUCGAGGAAAUGCUCGUGUUAACCGUUGAGGAUCGCGUGUCUCCCGGCAAAGACGAGAUCCUCGGCCGCCUCCUUCUUCCCCUCACCUCCAUCGAGAAACGGCUCGACCACCGCCCCGUUCACUCCCGCUGGUUCAACCUCGAGCGAUACGGAGGAUUCCUCGAACCCGACCCACGGCGGCGCGAGCUCCGCUUCGCUAGUCGCAUACACCUCCGCAUCUGCCUCGAGGGCGCCUACCACGUCCUGGAUGAGUCCACCAUGUACAUAAGCGACACCCGCCCCACUGCACGCCAGCUUUGGAAGCUCCCCAUCGGUGUUCUCGAAGUCGGCAUUCUCGGCGCGGCGGGCCUUGCCCCGAUGAAAACCCGUGAUGCCCGCAGCGUAACCGACGCUUACUGUGUCGCGAAAUACAGCCAGAAAUGGGUUCGUACCAGAACCAUUCUCGAAUCCUUCAGCCCGCGAUGGAACGAACAGUAUACAUGGGAGGUGUUCGAUCCCUGCACCGUCAUCACUCUAGGUGUAUUCGAUAACUGUCAUCUCGGCGGUGGUGAAGGCGGCGCAAAUAACAACGCUAAGCCCGCUGCAAAGGAUUCCCGGAUCGGCAAGGUUCGCAUUCGUCUCUCUACUUUAGAAACCGACAGGAUUUACACAAACUCGUAUCCACUCAUUGUACUUCAGCCGUCCGGUGUGAAGAAGAUGGGGGAGCUACAGCUAGCUGUGCGCUUCACCUGUCUAUCCUUGAUCAACAUGGUCUAUCUCUACGGCCAACCUCUGCUUCCGAAGAUGCACUAUGUGCAGCCCUUCUCCGUGAGCCAACUCGACAGCCUUCGGUAUCAGGCCAUGAGCAUCGUGGCCGCGAGGCUUGGCCGAGCACGCCCGCCGCUGCGGCGGGAGGUGGUGGAGUAUAUGCUGGAUGUGGAUUCCCAUAUGUGGAGCAUGCGACGGAGCAAGGCCAACUUUUUCCGUAUCAUGUCGGUGAUGUCCGGCGCAGCCUCCAUGCUCCGGUGGCUGGAUGAGGUCAGUAUGUGGCGGAAUCCGGUGACGACCGUGCUAGUGCACGUCCUGUUUGUGAUAUUGCUGUGGUACCCGGAGCUGAUCCUGCCGACGGUGUUCUUGUACAUGUUCUUGAUUGGAUUGUGGAACUACAGAUUUCGGCCGCGUUACCCGCCACACAUGGACACUAAGCUUUCAUGGGCGGAGGCGGCGCACAAGGAUGAGCUGGAUGAGGAGUUCGACACAUUUCCGACGACGAAGCAGAACGAUGCGGUGAGGAUGAGGUAUGAUAGGUUGAGGAGUGUGGCGGGGAGGGUUCAGACGGUGGUGGGGGAUGUAGCGACGCAGGGGGAAAGGUUGCAGGGGGUGUUGAGUUGGAGGGAUCCGAGGGCGACGGCUCUGUUUGUUCUGUUCUGCUUGGUGGCGGCGGUGGCUCUGUACGUGACGCCUUUCAGGAUGGUGGCGCUGGUGGCGGGUUUGUAUGUGCUCCGGCAUCCUAGGUUUCGGAGCCAGUUGCCGUCGCCGCCGAGUAAUUUCUUCAAGCGGCUGCCGUCCAGAAUUGAUAGUCUUCUGUAACUGUUGCUUGUGAAGCAAGUGGAUUGCUGCAUACCAUCUUCUUCUUCUUCUUCUUCUUCUUCUUUUUAAUUAUUUAGCUGUGUUUUAUAGUACCUAAAAUUCCUUUCUUUUGGUAAAUUUCCGCGGGAGAGUACUGAACAGAGGAAUUUUGAGUUUCUAAGAGAUGUUAUAUAUAUAAAUUUUAGUUUUUGAUAGCUAAGAAAUAGAAUAAGUUUGUCAUACUCUUUCAAUGCAUCUGAUUUGGUUCAAACCAGCUUUGUAUCAUUUUUUUAAUGUUAUCA